AGACGACGCGGAUCGCCAUCAUCAUCCAUCGAUUGUAUUCUAAAUCGAUGGCUGAAAGUGCUCAUCCCACUCGUAGUCUUCAUAUAUAAACACGACCUCAACCUUUCAUUUCAAUCAUUCUCAAUUCAAUCUUCUUCAUCAAAUCUUUACAGUUUAAAUUUAAGAGAAAAAUGUCAGGUCGUGGAAAAGGAGGAAAGGGUUUGGGAAAGGGAGGAGCAAAGAGGCACAGAAAAGUGCUUCGUGACAACAUCCAGGGAAUUACCAAGCCUGCAAUUCGCCGUUUGGCCAGGAGAGGUGGUGUCAAGAGAAUCAGUGGACUCAUCUAUGAAGAAACUCGUGGUGUUCUCAAGAUCUUUCUCGAGAACGUUAUUCGUGAUGCAGUGACAUACACUGAGCACGCUAGGAGGAAAACCGUUACAGCCAUGGAUGUGGUUUAUGCUCUCAAGAGGCAGGGAAGGACUCUCUACGGUUUCGGCGGUUGAUUUUAGGAUACAAUUUAGGGUUUCCUACGAUCUAGCUGCGGUUAGAUGUAAAUGUUUGUUAAAUUUCAGGGGAUUUUCUGAUUUGUAAUCUUGUUUUUGGUUCAUUCAGGUUAGGUUAGUUUUGGAUCUGUUUGAGCUGAACUGUUACAAAUAGUUGUGAUUCUUGUAUUUGGAAGUUUAUCUUAAUGAAGAAUUCUCUCUUUUCUUCAA
This is a messenger RNA of Lathyrus oleraceus (garden pea), 692 nucleotides long. RefSeq names its product histone H4. Gene Ontology annotation, cellular component: nucleosome. NCBI's taxonomy places the organism in Eukaryota, Viridiplantae, Streptophyta, Magnoliopsida, Fabales, Fabaceae. The record is from RefSeq and is a predicted model, not a curated record. The transcript has a single exon. The coding region runs from base 171 to 482 and encodes 103 amino acids. Gene Ontology annotation, molecular function: structural constituent of chromatin; DNA binding; protein heterodimerization activity.